AUGUUAGGCACAUUGAAACCAUCACAAAAGCAGAAUUGGAAAUUAUACAUCAAUCCCCUUGUACAUGCUUAUAACUGCACCAGAAAUGAGUCAACAGGAAUAUCACCCUAUUAUCUUAUGUUCGGCAGAAACCCUAGAUUGCCUAUAGAUGAGGAAUUUGGAAUCAAGAAAACAGAAUGGAAGUCAACUUCAAAGUAUAUCAAUGACCUGAAAGAGAAUAUGAAGGCAGCAUAUGAAUUAGUCAACAAGAAUACAAAGAGAGCUCAAGAGAAACAGAAAGGAGGGUAUGACCAGAGAGUAAGAGGAGCGGAGAUCCAGACAGGUGACAGGGUGUUAGUUAAAAUCGUAUCUUUUGACGGGAAACAUAAAAUUUCCGAUAAAUGGGAAGAAGAACCUUAUAUAGUCUUAGACCAACCAGAUCCAAACAUUCCAGUAUUUCAGAUCCAAGAAGAGACAACCAAGGGUAAAAUAAGAACACUACAUAGAAAUCUACUUCUCCCAAUAAGUCAGCUGAACAAUUACAAAACUCAUGAAGAACUCGAGAAGGUAAAAGAAAUUCCUAAACCGAGGCCUAGACCCAGAACAAGACAACAGAGUAAAGAGAAAGAGGAUAUUCAUGAAGUUAUAUCCCAUAGGGAUGAGGAAAGCAGUUCAGAUGAAGAAAUGGAAGUAGUAUAUGUACCGGUACAGAUGGAAGAAGAAGAGCAUCAUGAUGCAGGUAAUGUUGAGGGUAAGGAGAGAACACAGGAACCUAAUGCAGAGAUUCCAGAGGAACAGCAUCAGCAGCAGAAUGCUGAAGUAAUUCCUAGAGAGGGACAGCAGCAGGAGAAUGCUGAGGUAGAGAUUGCACAUGAGCAGCAUCAGCAGCAAGAUGCAGAAGUAGAUCAUGUGGAUGGAGAUGAUAGCAUGAGGUCAGAGGAAGAUAGACAGAUACCAAGAAGAAGUGGAAGGGAGAGGAGAAAACCUGCUUGGAUGAGCAACCAGGAAUAUGUGUUUACCCAACAACAUUCACUAGAAUGGAUGAAGAAAUGUGAAUUUCUACAUGACUUGAUGAAGUCCCAGGAAAUGAAAAAAUAUGAAGACAAAAUUGUGCAAACAAUGCUUGAUAUUUUAAAGAAUAAUUAA
This is a messenger RNA of Saccostrea cuccullata (small rock oyster), 1125 nucleotides long. Its product is annotated as serum response factor homolog A-like. NCBI's taxonomy places the organism in Eukaryota, Metazoa, Mollusca, Bivalvia, Ostreida, Ostreidae. The record is from RefSeq and is a predicted model, not a curated record. The transcript has a single exon. Gene Ontology annotation, molecular function: nucleic acid binding. Bases 1 to 1125 code for a protein of 374 amino acids.